Molecule: messenger RNA, 1413 nt
Organism: Quercus robur (English oak)
Lineage: Eukaryota; Viridiplantae; Streptophyta; Magnoliopsida; Fagales; Fagaceae
Exons: 2
Coding region: 1-1413 (470 amino acids)
Molecular function (GO): catalytic activity
Source: RefSeq, a predicted model, not a curated record
AUGGGAGGGUCAAAUGUUCUGAUUUCAUCAAGGGAGACUCAGAUGGGAGUACUAGAACACAUGGUGCUUCUUGCACAGGGAGUGGAAUUCUCCAGGAGGCCUCUGAGGGAGUUGGGAUGGAGAUUGUUGAGCAAGAUGGAAGCUCAGAAUCUAAAUGAAGCAGUUCGAGCUACCCCUGAUUCUGUCCCAAUGAAUAUUAUUCUUUGGAAUUGUAGAGGGGCUUUGAACCCUCGUUUUCAUGUCACUCUGAAGAAUUUGAUAGACACCCACUCCCCCUCAAUUGUGAUUGUCACGGAAACACAUGUUGGUGGAGAGAAGGCAAAGGAUAUUACAGAUAGGCUCCCUUUUGAUGGAGCAUUACAUGUUGACACUAUUGGUUACUCUGGAGCAAAAACUGAACAGGAAAUUCACGUGGUGGUUAAGGUACGUGCUCUUAACUCCUCCUGGUUACUUUCAUCAAUCUAUGCUAGUCCUAGAUUAGAUGAAAGGAAAUUGUUGUGGAAUAAUUUAGCUUCUAUUGCUCCAUCGCAUGAAUUACCCUGGCUAUUGUUGGAUGAUUUUAAUGAGUUAUUAUCUAGUGGGGACAAGCGGGGAGGUUACCCUAUUAAUCUUAGAAGAGUUCAAUUGUUUAAGGAUUGUCUGGACACUUGUGGUAUGGUGGACUUGGGCUUUCAUGGGCCUCAGUUCACUUGGGUCAAUAAAAGGGAGGAGGGUCACUUCAUUCAAGAAAGGUUGGAUAGAAGGUUUGCUAAUGCUGAGUGGAGAAGUCUGCAUCCAGAGGCGGCAAUACACCAUUUGGCCCACACACACUCUAACCAUUGCCCCGUGCUGCUUAAGUUGGAUGAUCAUGGCCCUUCUAAUUUAUGCAGGCCUUUUCGUUUCCAACCCAUGUGGAUGUCUCACCCCCUGUUCCCGAAAGUUGUAACUGACUCUUGGACUGAAGAUGGUCCCCUGAAAUUGAAUGUGGAAAAUUUCACAGCUGAUGUCAAGAUUUGGAAUAGAGAAGUCUUUGGAGAUAUCUUCCAAAGGAAAAAAAGAAUAAAGGCUGGACUUAGGGGAAUUCAAUCUAGAAUAGCUGAAGGACCGAAUAGUCAGCUCCUAAACCUGGAAUGUCAUCUUAGAAAGGAGUAUUUCGAAGUUCUUCAAUAUGAGGAGGAGUUCUGGUCUAUAAAAUCAAGGUACAACUGGCUUAUACAAGGUGAUAGAAACACGAGCUUCUUCCAUACCUCGGCCUUGAUUAGAAGAAGAAGGAACAGAAUCCUAUGCCUUAAGGACAGCCUUAGGAAUUGGGUUCAGGGUGAGAGUGAUAUCGCUGAGUUGAUUAGAAGCAGUUUCAUAAAACUCUUCUCUACUGGUGUUACUAGUGUCCCUAGAAUGAGGUGGAGUUUGGACAUUUGGCCUAGUUUCCUCUGA